AAGAAAGCAAUAAACAUUUUUUCAAAUUAUUCUUCUUUUCUGUUUUUCUAACAGUUUGCAAUUUCUUGAGUUUCUUCUCGGCGGUGCUUAACCUUUGUAUUUAGCUGACUCAGGAAAUAGAAAACUUACACGGAUGUUGAUAACAAAAGGUGCUGAAAUAGACGUCGUGACUGAUUGUGGCACACCAUUGCAAGUUGCAGCAGGGAAUGGAAAGGAAGAUUUUGUUAAGGUUCUGGUAGAAAACCAUGCCAAUAGGAAACAGAAGUCGAAGGAGCAUACUUUUCUUUCAAUGGCAAAAGAAGCGGAUUCUUUCAAAAGAAAGGACUAUUUUGGUGCAGCGCAGAAGUACUCAGAGGCUAUCCGUUAUGAUCCUACUGAUGCAAUUCUGUCAUCCAAGCCUAAUUGGCCAAAGGCAUACCUUAGGGUCGGAGCAGCAUGGAUGGUUUUGAAAGAAUUUGACAAAGCUGCUGCCGCCUUUCAUGCUGGCUUGAAGUUGGAUCGUAAAAAUGAGGAGCUUGAAUGUGCCCUUCGGGAAACAAUUGAAGCCCAAGGGAGCGAACCCGUAUGUGAGUUCGGACCUGAAUCCUAUGCAGCUUUUCGACACUAAUGAACUGCUUCUUUGAUCUGUUACGAAAGUGAAAAAUUUUAUGUUGUAGUUUCCUUGGUUGGAGGUUGACUGUAGUAGAACAAUUGAACCUUGUUCUCCCAAUACAACCUAAUGUUUUGUUUUGGGCUUAAUUAUCAUGUAGAUAUGGAUAUAUGUCUGGUUGUUAUGUGCUCAUAUAGACUUCACUAGUAUGAGUGUUUUUCAUAGACAGUACAUUUUGUUAUUAAAUACUAAUGCUAUGA
Molecule: messenger RNA, 849 nt
Organism: Rubroshorea leprosula
Lineage: Eukaryota; Viridiplantae; Streptophyta; Magnoliopsida; Malvales; Dipterocarpaceae
Source: the annotation of a GenBank genome assembly